Molecule: messenger RNA, 6365 nt
Organism: Acomys russatus (golden spiny mouse)
Lineage: Eukaryota; Metazoa; Chordata; Mammalia; Rodentia; Muridae
Gene: Fancm
Product: FA complementation group M
Biological process (GO): interstrand cross-link repair; replication fork reversal; double-strand break repair via synthesis-dependent strand annealing
Molecular function (GO): 3'-5' DNA helicase activity; nuclease activity; four-way junction helicase activity
Source: RefSeq, a predicted model, not a curated record
UUGUGUGGCUGGCGGGAGACUGAUGGGCGUCCGAGCCGGAGCGGUUGCGCUGCCCGUCCGGUGGCUUCCUCGGCGGAGCUUGGUUGUCGGUGGGCACCAUGAGCGGACGACAGAGAACGCUCUUCCAGACGUGGGGCCCGAGCCUCGUGCGAGGCGCCGGCGGUCCGGGCUGCGGCCAGGCGUGCUCACCCGCAGCGGCGGAGGCGCUGCUGCCCGAGGAGGAGGAGGACGACGACGAAGUGCUGCUGGUGGCGGCGUACGAGGCGGAGCGGCAGCUGGAUCCCGGGGAUGGCGGCUUCUGCGCGGCUGCGGGCGAUCUGUGGAUCUACCCCACCAAUUGCCCGGUGCGCGACUACCAGCUGCACAUCUCCCGGACGGCGCUAUUCUGCAACACCCUGGUGUGCCUGCCCACCGGGCUGGGGAAAACCUUUAUUGCCGCCGUGGUCAUGUAUAAUUUUUACCGCUGGUUCCCUUCCGGCAAGGUGGUCUUCAUGGCACCCACGAAACCCCUGGUGACACAGCAGAUGGAAGCCUGCUUUCACGUGAUGGGCAUUCCGCAGUCUCACAUGGCUGAAAUGACAGGUUCAACUCAAGCUCUCAACAGGAAAGAGAUAUGGUGCAGCAAGAGAGUCCUUUUUCUUACACCUCAGGUCAUGGUAAAUGACCUGACUAGAGGGGCUUGUCCUGCUGCCCAUGUAAAGUGUCUUGUGAUAGAUGAAGCUCAUAAGGCUCUUGGGAACUACGCUUACUGCCAGGUUGUAAGGGAACUGGUCAAAUACACAAGUCACUUUCGAAUCUUGGCUCUUAGCGCCACACCAGGUAGUGAUAUCAAGGCUGUGCAACAGGUGAUCACUAACCUGCUAAUUGGGAAGAUAGAGCUUCGUUCUGAGGAGUCUCCAGAUAUUUUGCCUUAUUCUCAUGAGAGACGAGUUGAGAAGCUUGUUGUUCCCCUUGGGGAAGAACUUGGAGCCAUCCAAAAGACAUACAUCCAGAUUUUGGAAACAUUUGCCAGUUCUUUGAUUCAAAGAAACGUUUUGAUGAAAAGAGACAUUCCCAAUCUAACAAAAUACCAGCUAAUUCUGGCAAGAGAUCAAUUUAGGAAAAACCCAUCCCCAAAUAUUGUGGGAAUUCAGCAAGGCAUAAUCGAGGGAGAGUUUGCCAUCUGCAUUAGUUUAUACCAUGGCUACGAGUUACUGCAGCAAAUGGGAAUGCGAUCAUUAUAUUUCUUCCUUUCUGGAAUCAUGGAUGGAACUAAAGGAAUGACACGGACAAAAACCGAGCUCAGCCGAAAUGAGGACUUCAUGAAACUCUACGUUCACCUGGAGAGUGUGUUUGCUCACGUGCAAGAUCUUUCAAUAACCAGUGAUGCUUCAGCUUUCCAAAAAGGAAAUAACGAGAAAAAAUUUUUCUAUAGUCAUCCAAAGUUAAAGAAAUUGGAAGAGGUUAUACUCGAACACUUCAGGUCAUGGAAUGCUAAAAACACCACUGAAAAGAAAUGCCACGAGACCAGGGUUAUGAUCUUCUCUUCAUUUCGAGAUAGUGUUGAGGAAAUUGCAGAAAUGCUCUCACAGCAUCGCCCAGUUGUUAAAGUGAUGACGUUUGUUGGCCAUGCUUCAGGGAAAAACACGAAAGGUUUUACCCAGAAGGAACAACUAGAGGUGGUAAGACGGUUCCGUGACGGCGGCUAUAACACCUUGGUUUCCACCUGUGUUGGAGAAGAAGGUUUGGAUAUAGGGGAAGUCGAUCUUAUUAUAUGCUUUGAUGCCCAGAAGAGCCCAAUCCGCCUCAUACAGCGCAUGGGUAGAACGGGCCGCAGACGACAAGGCAGGAUUGUCGUUAUUCUCGCUGAAGGACGGGAAGAGCGUACAUACAAUCAGAGUCAGUCCAACAAAAGAAAUAUUUAUAAAACUAUUUCAGGUAACAGACAAGUGCUUCGUUUUUACCAAGGAAGCCCACGAAUGAUCCCUGAUAAAAUCAAUCCUGAAUUACACAAAAUGUUCAUCACACACGGUGUCUAUGAGCUGGAGAAGUCUCGGCAUGUACAGCGGAAGUCAUCUUCCUCGAGGGGCGGAAUGAAAGCUGGUAAUUCAAAUAAAGACGGACUCUUAUCAGAAGAGGAAUUUAACCUGUGGAGCAGACUCUAUAGGUUAGGAGAUGGUGACGAAGUUAAAGGAGUGGCAUUGCCUCAGUCUCACUUCCUGUCAUUGCCGGAGGACAGAGCGACUCAAGAAUCAGCUACUGGAAUUCGUCAGCUCUCUCUCUCUGAAUGGAGUCUGUGGCAAGAUCACCCACUUCCUACACAUCAAGUGGACCACUCAGACCGGUGCCGCCAUUUUAUAAGCAUUAUGCAAAUGAUAGAAGAAAUGAAACAUGAAAAGGGUGAAUGCAGCUAUGAAUUGAAAAUUAAACCUUUUCUACAAAUGGAGGACAUCAUCUCAACAUACAGGCCUCCAAGGAAUGACUAUCCUAAUCUUGCCAACGGCACCAGCAUUACUCACAAGGAAUCUUCAUUUAGACAGAGUGUCAAUGACAAAGCAAGGUCCUUCUCGGUAUCAGAGUCUGAUGAGGACUGUGCGGAGACUGUUAAACAAACUGAUGCAGAACGUGCUGGGAUUACUUCGCUUAAGGAAAAAGCUUCUGGAACAAUGGAAAAAGACCAGACUAAUGAGCAAAGCGAUGCUGCUGCUGCUGCGGAUUCUUUAGACACUGACAGGCAUUCCCCAGAAGCUGUUUCCCUGGCAGACCCGCCCUAUGGUGAGGGGAUGGCAUGUGUGGCUGGAGUCACUGUCACGAGUCCAGUUAGUGAGGAAGAUAGCCAUCCAACAGCAUUACUAACAGAGUGUCAGCUUGCAAAUAAAUCACUUGCCAGGUACUCGUUAGAUUCUGGGUAUAGUAGCUUCAGCGAUGAGAAAUCUAUUUCAUCAAAUUUGCUUCUUCCAUUGGAAGAAGAGCUGUACACAGAUAGAGCAGCUGAGCAAUUUUAUAACUGUCAUCCUGUGACAGAAAAGGUGCUGGCUAAUGUAGAGAGAUUUUUAUCCCAUUCUCCCCCAUCUCUCAGUGGACUCUCAGACUUGGAGUAUGAAGUUACUCAGGGUCUUGAACUUGACUGUGCAUCCUGCUCACCCUACUCAGAGCAUGAACAGAGUCAUAAACCUGCUUCUUUGAUGUCACAGUUGGCUCUGAAUACUCAACAAAAGUUAGAAUUGAAUUCAGCUAAACCUAUUACCUAUCCUUCUGAAACAUAUUGUCUCUCUGGCACAACUGAUGAUAUGAUUUCUGAUCAACCCUCCUUCUGUGACUCUCAUAAUAAAGCCCAUAAUAAUAUUAAAAAUAAAAACUCAGAAUCUAACAGCUAUUGUCAAAUACAAGUAAACCAUGCAAGUAGCCUGGCUGACAGAAAUAGUAGUGAUAGUGAUGCCCCAGGAUUGUUCUCCGAUGAGGAUGAAAGUUUGCUGUUAUUCGAAGAUAGUACUGAGGAGUUAAAUAGUGUGGGCCUUCCUCCCUUCACCAGGAAUAGUCAGCACCUCUGUGUGUCAGAGAAAACCCUCACAGCCGAAAUGCCUCUGGUCUCUCACUUCUUGAUUUCUGAUGAACUGUUGUCAGAUGAUGAUUCUGGACCUGAAGAUCAAGUCAUCUGUGAUACCAAGGGCUGGCGAUCUCCUGAAGACUUGCGAGACAAACAUGAAGAGCUGAAGAGCGAGGGUCACGCUUUUGAUUGCUCUGGGGACUUAUUUUCUGUUACCUUUGACUUAGGAUUUUGUAGUUCAGGUUCUGAUGAUGACAUCACCGCACAUGCAUUAGAAAGGAGUAGCACCCUGGGAGCAGCUGCUCUGCCAGGAAUGCACUCAGAAUCCAAGAUAAAGGCUGCCAGUGAUGCUUCGGGUCCCCCAGGAGGAGUCAUAUCACCAAUCCUAACUGAGGAAGUGCGGUGUCGACAUUCAGCAGAGCAUAAGGAACCUAGGUCUUUCCACUUUGCACCGUGCAUGCCAGUGAAGGAGAGGGUUAUGAGUACGCCACUUUCUAAACCAAGCAUGUUGAACCCCCGUUCUAAGACCAGAGAAGACAUGCUUAAGACACCAGAUUCUGCCAAGGAAAAAUCACAUGUACAGAGUAUCAAAGUGACAUUGAAUCGAAGAUUUGACGAUUUAGGAUUUUCUGUAGAAGAGACCAAAAGCAGUGGUGUACACCAGUCCCCUCAACACACUGAAGUUGAACAUGUAACUAGUGAAAGUGAAGAUGAUGUUUUCCUGAGAAGAACUAAAAAACCAAAAGGAAAUGUCCUGCAGUCCCCUGAGGAUCGGAAAAACAGUGAAGCUGAUUCACCCAUUCAUGCUGUAAAAAAGUCCAGAGUUCUUAGGGCAGAAUUAUCAUCUAGUGAUGAGAGUGAGAAUUUUCACAGACCGUGUCCACCAUCAGAAGACUUCAAGGAUCGUAAAAGGAACACCAGAAAAGGCUCCAAAGUCCAAAAGAAAUGGAAUCAUGUAAAGACUAUAGCCCGGAAGUUUUUAGAUGAUGAAGCAGAGGUUUCUGAAGAGGACGCAGGGUGUGUCUCAUCAGAUGAGGAUGAGGAGUCUGAAAACGAGAAGGAUUCCUCGCUACUCGACUUUGUAAAUGACCAGACCCAGCUUUCACAGGCUGUAAACGAUUCUGAAAUGAGAGCUAUUUACAUGAAAUCUGUGCGUAGUCCAUUGAUGAGCACUAAGUACAAAAUGGUCCGUGAGAAACAUAACAACAUGAACAUAUUCUCACAGAUUCCUGAGCAAGAUGAAAACUAUUUAGAGGAUAGUUUUUGUGUUGAUGAAGAGGAGUCUUGCAAAAGCCAAACAAGUGAAGAAGAAAUUUCUGUUGAUUUUAACUUAACUAAAGACUCCUUUACAGAUGAGGACAUAAGAUACAAAACCCGAUAUGCCGUAAAGCUCAAACAAAGGAGCAUGAGACAAAACUAUACAAUGCCGAAAAGGAAACUAUCUAGGAUUAUCUUACCAGACGAUGAUUCAAGUGAGGGGGAAAACACUGUGAGUGACAGAGAGGACUCGGGUGCCAAUGGCGCUGCUGCUGGCAAGCACAUUCAGCAGGGCCGGCCUCGGGGUGUAGGGCCCAAGGUCCUUUCCAGUCCAACAGUGCGUCAGUCAUGUGAGCAGGAACAACCAGUGGUACCGAACGUGAUGGAUGCCAUUCCUGAAGCCUUGGACCUCAAGGCUCAGAGUCAUAAUAGAGUCAAAUCUACUUCACCACCACGUACGAUUGCUGAGCCAAGGAAAGGAUGUGGGGGACGUCCAGUUCAGCUGAAGGUCGGUGAUCAGGAGGGCAGUGACGCCCUGGCAGCACCCUAUUCUAAGUCACUUCUGCAUGUGGCUGAGGAACACACAGCCCCUAGACUUCCACAGGAAGGUAGCAGAGCUUGCAUUCUUGUAGACAGUCGUGAAAUCACUUCUGGUUUAGAAGUAAUUUCUUCACUAAGAACAGUUCAUGGGUUACAAGUAGAGGUUUGUCCUCUUAAUGGCUGUGAUUACAUCGUAAGUAACCGAAUGGCUGUGGAAAGGAAGUCUCAGUCUGAAAUGGUAAAUAAUGGCAGUAAGAACAAGUUCAUCGAGCAGAUCCAGCGCCUGCAGAGCAUGUUUCAAAGAGUAUGUGUGAUUGUGGAAAAAGACAGAGAAAAAGCAGGAGAUAUAUCAAGACUGUUUAGAAGAACGAAGUGCUAUGACAGUCUGCUGACAGCCUUAGUUGGUGCUGGAAUCCGAAUCCUUUUCAGCUCUGGACAAGAAGAAACUGCUGAUUUACUAAAGGAGCUGUCAUUGGUGGAACAGAGAAAGAAUGUUAGUAUUCAUCUUCCAGCAGUGCUGAAUACGAGUAAAUGUGAGGCGCUUCAGUUCUAUUUAAGUAUUCCCAGUGUAAGUUAUAUAACCGCCUUAAAUAUGUGUCACCAGUUUUCAUCUGUGAAAAAGAUGGCUAACAGCUCACCUGAAGAAAUCUCCACAUGUGCCCAAGUAACUCAGCAAAAGGCUGAGGAGAUUUAUAGAUAUAUUCACUAUAUAUUUGACAUACAAAUGUUACCAAGUGAUCUUAACCAGGACAGACUGAAAGCCGAUACAUGCUCAGCACUCAGAGUAUCUAUGAAAGAACUCUCACAAUACUAAAUGUACUUCAAUAAUCAUUGUAGUUUGUAAUUACCAAUUUAAAAUAUGUAAAUAUUUCAUCUCUAAAGAUAUCCUUAUAUUGUAUACCUUUUUGUUUAUAGACUAUAUAAUUUAUUUUUAAAGGGAAAAUUUUGAUGUUCAAUAACCAUUUGAUUAGACUACAAAACAAAAUUUUAUUUAAUAAAUCAAGGCUGUGUGAAGUAUUGUUUAGAGUGGUUUAAGAAAGUA